AAUCACUUUCAUAUUAAGCUCUUGUCAUCUACGGAAAGACGUUCACACAGCAGAAGGAGAUCACGGGAUAAUCUCGGCUAUUUUACCCACAAUCGACAAGGGUAGUAAAAGUGCCAGCCACGAAGUUCAACGAUGGUUUUUGAAUCUAUGGUCAGUGAUCUCCUGAACAGGUUCAUCGGAGACUAUGUGGAAAACCUCGACAAGUCCCAGUUGAAGAUUGGCAUUUGGGGAGGCAAUGUUGUUCUGGAGAACCUGAAAGUGAAAGAAAAUGCUUUGAGUGAGCUGGAUGUUCCAUUUAAAGUGAAAGCUGGUCAGAUUGGAAAACUGACAUUGAAGAUCCCUUGGAAGAACUUGUACAAUGAUGCUGUAGUUGCAACGUUAGAUGGUCUCUAUCUGCUGGUGGUUCCUGGAGCAACUGUGUCUCAGUUACGUACAUGUCCAUACAAUGCGAUAAAGUAUGACGCCGCGAAGGAGGAGCGUUACCAGCAGGAGGCCAAGCAGAAGGAGCUGCAGCGCAUUGAGGAGGCGCUACUGAUGGCUGCUCGCAGAGAAAAGCCUCAGAAAGAUGAGAAGAAGGACACGUUUGCUGAGAAGCUGGCCACGCAAGUCAUCAAGAACCUGCAAGUCAAGAUCACCAGCAUCCAUAUCAGAUAUGAGGACGAUAUAUUAGACCCCCAGCAGCCCCUCUCUAUGGGAGUCACCCUGGCUGAGCUGAGUCUACAGACGACCGAUGAGAACUGGAAGUCGUGUAUUCUGAACGAGGCAGCCAGGAUCAUCUACAAGCUGGGCCGUUUGGAAUGUCUGUGCGCCUACUGGAACGUCAACAGUCCCAUCUUCUAUAAAGGCUCCUGGGAAGAGAUACUGGUAAUGACCCUCUCUGUCUUUAUCAGGAAGAGAUACUGGUGCAUCCAGCAGUCUGUCUUCAAGGGACAUGGUGCAGGUGCAUCCAGUCUGUUCCUCAUGUGGACAUGGUGCAUCCAGCAGUCUGUUCCUCAUGUGGACAGCCAUGGUGGACAUGUGUUGCUCUCACAAUGGCCCAGGUGCAUCCAGCAGUCUGUUCCUCAUGUGGACAUGUGUUUGCUCUCCAUGGCCCAGGUGCAUCCAGCCAUCUGUUUCCUCAUGUGGACAUG
Molecule: messenger RNA, 1130 nt
Organism: Oncorhynchus gorbuscha (pink salmon)
Lineage: Eukaryota; Metazoa; Chordata; Actinopteri; Salmoniformes; Salmonidae
Product: vacuolar protein sorting-associated protein 13C-like
Exons: 12
Biological process (GO): protein retention in Golgi apparatus; protein targeting to vacuole; mitochondrion organization
Cellular component (GO): extrinsic component of membrane
Source: RefSeq, a predicted model, not a curated record